Neoarius graeffei (lesser salmon catfish) is the source of this 1374-nucleotide messenger RNA. RefSeq names its product RAB3C, member RAS oncogene family (gene rab3c). Gene Ontology annotation, molecular function: GTP binding; GTPase activity. The record is from RefSeq and is a predicted model, not a curated record. Gene Ontology annotation, cellular component: synaptic vesicle; endosome; plasma membrane. The transcript has 5 exons. Bases 163 to 837 code for a protein of 224 amino acids. NCBI's taxonomy places the organism in Eukaryota, Metazoa, Chordata, Actinopteri, Siluriformes, Ariidae. Gene Ontology annotation, biological process: regulation of exocytosis; protein localization to plasma membrane; protein secretion.
CACUGGCUGAAUGGAUUUGGGUGGAGGGUGAGAGCUAGUGACGUCCGAACCGAGCAUCAGUCUGCAUUUAAGAUUUAUUUUCCAAACCGACUCCACCUGUUCCACAAAAAUAUCGGUCCUGAACCGACACAUCUGUUUUUAAGCGUCUGUCUAAAUCUGGAGAUGGAUUUAUAUGGGAAGAUGGCUGCCACUCAAGAUGUCAAACAGAAAGAUAACUCGGAUCAAAACUUUGACUACAUGUUCAAACUGUUAAUCAUUGGGAACAGCAGUGUUGGUAAAACGUCAUUCCUGUUUCGCUAUGCCGAUGACUCCUUUACAUCAGCUUUCGUCAGCACCGUGGGGAUCGACUUCAGGGUCAAAACCGUGUAUAGGAAUGACAAGAGCAUCAAACUGCAGAUCUGGGACACAGCAGGCCAGGAGCGCUACAGGACCAUCACUACAGCUUACUAUCGUGGAGCCAUGGGGUUCAUCCUCAUGUAUGAUAUCACUAAUGAGGAAUCCUUUGCCGCUGUGCAAGACUGGUCAACUCAGAUUAAGACUUACUCAUGGGACAAUGCGCAGGUGAUCCUAGUUGGAAACAAAUGUGACAUGGAGGAGGAGAGGAUAGUAUCUGUGGACAGUGGAAGACUCCUGGCAGAGCAGCUGGGUUUUGAGUUCUUUGAGACAAGUGCGAAGGACAACAUUAACGUCAAGCAGACCUUUGAGUGCCUGGUGGACGUUAUCUGUGAAAAAAUGGCCGACAGCAUUGAGAACAACCCUGCUGAAACCACCGGAACACCUACAACCAAACUCAACGACAACGCUGUACCGCCCCAGCAGUCUGAGUGCAGCUGCUAGUGAUGCCUACGCAGGCCGUGUCUCUGUGCGUAUGUGCGUGCGUGUGAGAGAGAGAGAGAUUUCUGUGCUGUUGCCAAUCUUUCAAAGACAAAAAUACAUCACCAAACUCCAAGGCCAAACUGUAGGCUUGCUAAAAACUUUGCAGAAUUGUAGGGAAAAAAAAGGAACGGCUUUCUAGUCUUAUCUAUAAUUAGACUAAGAUCAACAAUGCAGAACUCUCAGUUUAGAUUACUAUUGCUGAAAAAAAGUCAAGGAUAUGUUGAUGUUGUGCCAAAAUAUCAGUGUCAGAGGUCCCCUGUGUAAUGAGAUCACGAAGUUUAGAUCAGCGCAUUAGAUCUCCUGAACUGUGCAACAUGCUGUCUGUGUCAUUUAAGAUGAGAGAAGAAAAAAAAAAAGCCAUGAACUGAAAUAGCAGCUGUGCUCAUUCCCACUCGCCUCAGGGGAAUUAUUUGUGUGUUGCUUUCUUUCUACCUAAUGUACAUACAUAUAUAAUUGGUAAGCUUUUGUUAUAUCCUAACUAACAAGUGUUUUGUUGAU